Molecule: messenger RNA, 1005 nt
Organism: Gongylonema pulchrum
Lineage: Eukaryota; Metazoa; Nematoda; Chromadorea; Rhabditida; Gongylonematidae
Source: the annotation of a GenBank genome assembly
AUGGAACCGGCUAAUACGACAGAUGGAACUCUUACCCUGUUUCGGAUGCGACGCUAUGCCGUUUCUGCUGUGUUACUCUCCACGACUCGCACGCGUCACUUAUGGAUUGAGUUAUACGCCUUGCAAGAUGCUCAGCGAAUUCGUUGGCCCCAAAAACUGGUGCGAACUAAACGAAAAUGGUCAUUUGGUAAGUGGUAUGAUGACCUGAACGACACCAAAAGUAAGGAUUCGCUGCUCGAAAUCGACCAAUCUGCAGUUCAAGCCUGUACAGCAACAAAUAUUUCUUGGGCGAAACUGUACAUAAAACGUGUACUUUUACUGCUUUUUUCUCCGGUGGGUACCACAAUUAACUUGUACUCGAAUUUUCAGGAUCAUAUGGUCAACAAUAUCAGCAACAGCAGGUCGUGCGUGCCCACAAGUGCAAUUGGUUUGCCGGGCGAGCCAGGUGACGAUGGUGAAGAUGGACUGGACGGAAAACCUGGUACUGAGGGGCUCCCUGGAAAAGAUGCCGAAACGGAUGGUGAUAGGCAGCAGUUGGAGCCGUGCAUCAUCUGUCCACCCGGACCACCGGGAUGUCCCGGACCAAUUGGACCAAAAGGACCUCCGGGACCAAAAGGGAAGCCGGGUUUGCCAGGACUGGAUGGCCAGAGAGGUGAACCUGGUCUAAUUGGAGCGCCCGGUCCAACUGGCCAGCGAGGUCCUCGUGGCCCAAAAGGAGUGCAGGGUGAAAAUGGUCGAGUUAUCCUUGCCGAAGGACCACCAGGACCUCGUGGUCCACCUGGUCAGCGAGGACCACCUGGUGAGCGCGGCAAAAAGGGAGAAGACGGCAAACUAGGCGAACAAGGGCCACCUGGUCUACCUGGAGAGCCCGGUUUACCCGGACCGGAAGGUAAACAAGGAAUUCGAGGAGCUCGAGGGCUGCCAGGAAAGCGCGGAUUUAUAGGAUCCUGCAAGCACUGUCCACCACCCCGAUUACCUCCUGGAUACCAUGUUGUUGAUGAGUGA